UCAGGCCUCUCUCUCUUAUUACUAAUAAUACUCUUAACUCUCUCUUGCUUUUAUUAUUAUUUUCAUCUUUUUCCGAUCUUACAAUAUAUUUAUAUAUUGGAGUAAACGUAUACAAUUAUUCAUCUUCAAUUAAUAUUAUAUACUAUUCAACUAAACCAUUAUGGAGAAUCAUGCAGAAACUCUGAGGAACAGGUGUGCAGCAUGCUAUAGACAGUUUAACAGAAUGGAUCAUCUAGUGGAGCACAUGAGAAUAUCAUAUCACUCUGUUCAUGAACCCACUUGUGGAAUCUGCAAGAAACACUGCAGAUCAUUCGAGUCUUUAAGGGAACAUCUUAUUGGGCCACUGCCAAAGCAAGAAUGUAGAAACAUAUUCAGCACGAGAGGAUGCAGAUUCUGCUUAUCCAUCUUUGACAGCUCUUACUCUGUCAGAGUUCAUCAAGAGAGGUGUCAACUCUCUGGUCUCAAUGCUGGAGUACUUGGUCGAUUGGCAAAUUUAGGAAUAAGGGACAAUCUGGAUGGGAUAAACAGUAGAGGUAGCAGAGGAACACAGGUGGUGGCAAUGGCUUGUAAAAUGGUUGGGGGUGGCAUGGAUGGCACCCUCGAUGUCUGCGCAAGGGUCUGUCUCAUUGACCAAAAUGAAAACAUCAUAUUCCAUACUUAUGUAAAACCCACCAUUCCUGUCACUAACUACAGGUAUGAAACUACAGGCAUUCGAGCUGAGUAUUUAAGGGAUGCAAUGCCAGUGAGACAAGUGCAGGCUAAGAUUCAUGAGUUCCUUUGUAAUGGGGAACCCAUGUGGAGGAUCCGACCCACCAGAGGUGGUAGAGCUAAGAUUCUUGUUGGUCACGGUUUGGAUCAUGACCUUGAUCGUCUCCAGAUUGACUACCCAUCACUUAUGAUCAGGGAUACUGCGAAAUAUCCUCCGCUGAUGAAAACUAGCAAGCUCAGCAACUCACUCAAGUAUCUAACUCAAGCAUAUCUUGGUUAUGAUAUCCAAACUGGAAUCCAAGACCCUUAUGAGGAUUGUGUUGCGACAAUGAGGCUUUACAGUAGAAUGAGAUCACAGAAUCAUAGAGCGGAGGACUAUCCAUUGGCUUCAGACCCUCAAAAUCGAAACAACUUUGCUUCGUGGAGACAAUCUGAGCUUGAGAGAAUGAGCCCUGAACAAAUGUUGGCUCUCUCUAGGUCUGAUUAUUACUGUUGGUGCUUGGACUCCAAUUAAUUAAUUAUACAUUCUACACUUAUAUAUGAUUAAUAUAGAUUAAUAUAGCUGCGCUAUUGAUCUAUAAUUCUAUCAUCAUAGAUCAGUUAUGAAAAGUCAGCCUAUUAUUUAUAUAUAAUAACUAAUAAUAAACGGUGAUUUAUAUAGACAUAUAUGUAUUAUAUAUGUUUCAUUUAGUUUAACAUUAUUAUAUAUAUUUCAAGCUGAAGCGAUCGAUUCAUAAUGUACUAUAUUCGAGAGCAAUUUAUAGUAUAUGAAUUAUUGCUUGCUAUGAUCAAUAUAUAUUAUCUUAAUUAAAUCCCAUCUAUGAAUAGUUUUGCUCUUAAUAUUUAUACGUAACUUUAAAACUGUUUGAUUUUUUUUUUUGAGUGUAAUAAUAUUUUAAAAAUGUUUGACGAACUAUACAUUGCAGAUUUUAUUACAAUAAAAGAUAAUCAAAAUAAUUAUAACUUUAUUA
Cannabis sativa is the source of this 1679-nucleotide messenger RNA. RefSeq names its product RNA exonuclease 4. The transcript is spliced from 7 exons. Gene Ontology annotation, molecular function: 3'-5' exonuclease activity; nucleic acid binding. Lineage: Eukaryota; Viridiplantae; Streptophyta; Magnoliopsida; Rosales; Cannabaceae. The coding region runs from base 161 to 1222 and encodes 353 amino acids. Gene Ontology annotation, cellular component: nucleus. Gene Ontology annotation, biological process: rRNA processing. The record is from RefSeq and is a predicted model, not a curated record.